This is a messenger RNA of Penicillium atrosanguineum, 2631 nucleotides long. Its product is annotated as sulfatase domain protein. The record is from RefSeq and is a predicted model, not a curated record. The coding region runs from base 1 to 2631 and encodes 876 amino acids. NCBI's taxonomy places the organism in Eukaryota, Fungi, Ascomycota, Eurotiomycetes, Eurotiales, Aspergillaceae. The transcript has 2 exons.
AUGAAGGGUGUAAAGGCACUCUUGUUUAUGACCGGCGAGCGAUUGGCGGAGGUCUUUCGAUCGCCCGGUCAGACCCUGGAUGCCUUCUCCAACUUCGCUCGCUGCUACUUUUACGCGCUCGCAUUCUGGUCUCUGAUUACCGCAAAGCUCUUACAUCUCUAUGCACAUCUAUACUCGCUACCAGGAAGCCAGUUUGUCAUCUGGGGCAUUACUUUCUUCUUCCAAGAUGUUGCGAUGCUCCUAUUCUUGCGCAUCAUUGCUCAACGAGGGCGCACGCGGCCCCUUGCUGCUUUGGGCGCACUUGUGCUUAUCCCGUUUAGUUUGAUCGUCUCGGGAAUGGCUGCCGCUAAUUUCUCUGUCUAUGUUUUUACCGGCGCUGAAAUUCACUGGAAACAAGCCAAAUCCUUUACCAAUGACGCUGCCGCAAUCCGAACUUUACUUACCGGUUUGACCGGAUUUCUUGUCGGCGAAGCUAUUAUUGUCGCCGCUGCCAUUUUAACCGGUCGUUUCGUUCACAGAGUUGCCGGAGGUUUAUUACACGUUCUGGCAUGGCCUCUGCGCUGGCUGUUUGGCCGCGUGAGCACUUGCCUGUCGCCUCUGCGCUCACGACUGAACAUCUUCCCAAUCCGGAACCAGUACAAAGACCUACCCGAUCCGGAAGUCUAUGAACGAAUCGCUCUCGAGGACGACUACCUGAACGAUACACCCGAUGACGAGUCUGACGAUGCCUAUGAUGCCCACUCUUCCAAAUGGGACAGCAGACCCAUAACCGAUCGGCCCCUUCCACGAGUUCUUAUCCUUGGCGCAUUUUCUCUAUUCCUGUUACUACGCAUUCUCCGGCCUCCGGACUCGGUAUUACUGUUCCUUUCCGGAACUCUGCCUUUGACGACGGUUUUCCAGGGCGGCCACCGGGGCUCGCCUGUUGAUAUCUCCGGUGUUCCGCUCGGAUAUAGUUACCUCGAUGGCGCGGAAACUCUCCACCCUCCGCCUAAGUGGUCAUGGAUGCCCAAGGACCCAGGUCCCGGAUUCAGAGAUUGGGAACCCGAAACCCACGCCCUUCAUUACGACGGUGCCAAAAACCCGCUCCAUAUUUCUAAUCUGCAGGAGCCGUUAUUAAAACCUGUCCAAAAGGCGAUAGCUGAUAACAACCUCAAAAUUAAACACGUGGUUUUGUUGAAGCUCGAAAGCGCGCGCGCUGACAUUUUCCCUCUGAGGAACGAUUCAUUCAUGCGCGAGCGCAUCGCUGGAUCUUAUCAGGAUAACCAGAUCCCCGAGGAUGUACUGGAGCGCAUUGCAAACCUCACGCCUACCGCCAAUUAUUUGACGGGUUUCGAUACUGGGUUUGGUCAGGACAAUGGUAUUCAGCGCAGUCGCAAAGCGUAUGGGGGUCUCAGUGCGAGAAACGCCUACACGACUUCUACCUAUACGCUCAAGAGUCUCGAGGGCACCCUGUGCGGCGUUUCACCACUGGUUGCCGAUUUGAACCGCGAGUUCGAGCAUCACAUUUAUCAACCAUGCAUGCCUCAGGUUUUCGACAUGCUCAGCCGACAGCCCGAGAUCACCAACAAAACCGAUGAUUUCACCCUGUGGCCGUGGCACUCCAUCUGGAUGCAGUCCGUGACGGAAACCUACGACAACCAGGACAAGCUAACUCCGAAAUUGGGCUACUUUGACAAGCAGACCAAGGAGACCAUUGAGCACCCGGAUGCCAAGCACUUCCCGCCGAAGACCGAAGAAGUGAACUACUACGGUUACGCGGACACCGAGCUCAAGGAGUACAUCCGGGAUGCGAUUGACGAUGCAGAGAGUAAUCAUGAGCGUUUAUUCCUUACCCAUUUGACUGGAACUACGCAUCAUCCAUGGGGUUUGCCUAACAAUGCAUAUGAGCAAAUCAUGGGCUCGAACAAGGGACACAACGAAGACCUGAACCGCUAUUUGAACACAAUUGGUUUCGUGGACGGCUGGCUUCAGACGAUCCUGGACAUCUUGGAAGAGAAGGGAGUAGCCGACGAAACCCUCCUCGUCAUGGCCGGUGACCACGGCCUCUCCCUUCCCAACGACGGCGGCAUCACACCCUACGACAAUCCGCACGUUGGCAACUUCCAAGUGCCCAUCGUCUUCGCACACCCCAAACUCCCACCCAUCGAGAUCAAAGCCCCUGUCUCUAGCAUCCAGAUCGUCCCCAGCAUAAUCGAUCUCCUAAUCGAAUCAUCUUCCAUUCCCAAAGACACCAGCAACGUCGCACGCGACAUCCGCUCCCUUUAUGAAGGCCAAUCUCUCAUCCGGCCCUUAAUUCAGGAGCGCGACGGAAAGAAAGACUGGCAAUUCACCGUGAUGAACACCGGUGGAACCUGGCUCAGUGUACGCUCCGCCGCGCGACCCGAGUUACGACUCGUGAUUCCGCUCAUCAACGAUGUCGAAUGGCGCUUCUCUGACCUGACCAAAGAUCCGAACGAAGAUAAGCCCAUUAUGAGAUUCAAUUUGGCUGACAUGGCCCACACGCUUCAGAAGAAGUACGAUGACGAGAUUCUUCGUUGGCUCUUCGAUGCUGUGUAUGUGGCUAAUUGGUGGGUGAAAGAGAACUGGGAUCGGUAUGGAUACAAUCCUCAUCCGAAGCACCAUGACAGGUGA